Nerophis ophidion (straightnose pipefish) is the source of this 2701-nucleotide messenger RNA. RefSeq lists its product as uncharacterized. Gene Ontology annotation, biological process: response to bacterium. NCBI's taxonomy places the organism in Eukaryota, Metazoa, Chordata, Actinopteri, Syngnathiformes, Syngnathidae. The transcript has 4 exons. The record is from RefSeq and is a predicted model, not a curated record. Bases 84 to 878 code for a protein of 264 amino acids.
AUGAAUUUUUCGCAUUUCAGCCUAACACCAUUUUUUCCGUCUUGCAAACCUCCUGGAGACUUAGUAGAAAGACGAUCACGACGAUGGCGAAGCUGGCUGCGCUUGUGCUUCUCAGCGCAUUGGUUCUGAGUCAAUCCUACGUCCCGAUAAGACUGAGCCUGGUGGAAGUCGGCGUUAACGUCACUUUGGCAUGCCCGCGCUACGACGAUAGAGGUGACAUAUUUUACUGGUACAAGAUGAAAUUCGGCUCAAUGGUCAAAACCAUUGCGGAGGGGUAUUUCGGGGAAAUGUCCCUUCGAGGACCGUUCAAGGACGGAAGAUUUGUGAGCGCGCGUACGGGGGACGUGUACGUUUUAAACAUCACAAAGGUACGCAAAGACGAUGAAGCCAUGUACACCUGCCAAGCUGGGACCUCAUACAACAUGGUGUUCACCGGUGGCACACAUCUGCUGGUGAAGGAUCCCAGACGCAAGUCCUUCCAGGUGAGACAAAUCCCGCAAAGCAAGUCGGUCAAAGGGGCGGAGUCUGUGACCAUCCAGUGUUCCGUCCUCGCCGAGAGCAAAGAAUAUUUUCGCCAAAGUCCGAACCAAAGCAGCGUCUACUGGUUGAAGUCCGGAUCGGGAGAGUCUGAUCCACACAUCAUUUACUCCGACAGUGACGAUGAACAAGACCCAAGAAGCUGCGUCCACCAUCUCUCUCUGACCGUACUCAACUCCUCCGACACCGGAACAUACUACUGUGCCGUAGCCACGUGUGGACAGAUCCUGUUCGGACAAGGAACUCAUGUGGACACACAACAAGACCUGCAAUCAGCUGCCGUUUUGCUGGCUGCUCUGCUGGCCUCCUUCGCUGUUGUGGUCACUAUUGUAGUUGCUUAACUUGUAUUUUAUUUUUACUAACAGUAAUAUUUUUUAUUAUCAUUUCAUACACAUCAUUUUGUUUUGUUUUGCCCCAAGAUGGCGCUUCUGUAGUGGCUGCUGGUGGCAGGAGCUCAUCCUUUUGUGUUCCUGAUGUUUCCCUCUUGUUUUUCAUGGGUUUGGUUUUGCCUUUUUGGUUCUGGACCCUUUGGGACUUUCGUGACUUCUGCGGUGCUUUUUUGUGGACUACUGGAUCCGCCUCCUGGGGAGACUUUUGGACAUGGAGACCAGCUGCUGGGUCUCUGCCACACUAUAGUCCGUUUGGAGAGACUGGAGGAGAUGCGGAUGAAGAGUCAGGGCUACAAAGCUGGCGUUAAACGCCGGGAUGGACAAGCUUCACAGCGUCUUGGCUGAAUGAGCAGGUAUCGGACACAUUGGGACCCUUUGGGACUGUGAGACAAGGGGUGGCACUUUCGUGACCUCUGCGGUGCUUUUUUUGUGGACUUCUGGAUCUGCCUCACGGGAGCCUUUUUGGCCAUGGAGACCAGCUGCUGGGUCUCUAGUUUGGAGGGACUUGAGGAGAUGCAGAAGAGGGGACAGGGCUGCGGAGCUAGCACUGAGCGCCGGGACGGAGAGGCUUCACAGUGUCUUGGCUGGGUGAGCAGGUGUCGGACACCGCAGUCCCCUUGGACGUAUCCUCGCUCAUCCAUGCGGACUGGACACUGGCCGAGAGUUGGUUGGCGGCCGAGAGUGGAGUCGGCUCUCUUGGUUGCUUUGUUGGGUCUGCUCCUGUCUCUGGCCAUGCUCCCUCCUCCCCAGCGGACGAUGGCGUGGAACACCGCAGAGGCCACCACAGUGUAUAUGUUUCUUUUACUUUUUAUUCAUAGCUGUAUGUAGAAGUGUCUGGUUGUAUCCGCUGCUUUAAUGUCUUUCAUGUCCUUUGUGUUCUUUGAUGUUUGAUGUUCACAUGUAAGAGGGAUGUGUACUAUGGCUAUGAUUUGUUUUUUGUUUUUUUUCCCCUUGGCCUCAGUCUGGACCCCCUCUCCAGGGGCCCAGGCUUAGACCGAUUUUUUUAUUUUAUUUUAAUCUUUUAUUUUUUUCUCCCAUCCCCCCCACUUGUUUACCUGUAUCUCAUCUUUUUUGUAAUGGGCGCUGGAAGCCGGCAGACCUGUCAGCGAUCCAGUUCUGUCACCCUGUAAUGUUUGUCUGAUCUUGAAUGGGAUUGUGCUGAAAAUUUUAAUUUUCCUGAAGGAACUCUCAUGAAGGAAUAAAUAAAGUACAAUCUAAUCUAAUCUAAUCUGAUCUAAUCUAAUCUAAUCUAAUCUAAUCUAAUCAUUGGUCUCCUUGGACAUAUCUUCGCUCUUCAAUGCGGACUGGACACUGCUCAGGAGUUGGUAGGCGGCCGAGGGUGGAGUCCGCUCUCUUGGUUGCUUUGUUGGGUCUGCUCCUGUCUCUGGCCAUGCUCCCCCCACCCCAGCAGACAAUGGCGUGGACCAUCGCGGUGGCCACCACGGUGUAUAUGUAUUUUUGUUGUUGUUUUUCUUUUGUGGCUGCAUGUAGAAGUGGCUGGUUGCAUCAGCUCUGCUCUUUUAAUGUCAUUUGUGUUCAUUCCCUCUUACACACAUGUUCAUGUGUGCUAAGGCUAUGAGUUCUUUUCUUCUUCCUUAGCCUCAGUCUGGACCCCCUCUCCAAAGGCCCAGGCUUAGACUGAAUAUUUUCUUUUCUCACCGGACCAAGUCACCAAUCCUGUUCUGUCUCCCUGUAAUGUUUGUCUGCUCUUGAAUGGGAUGAAUCUGAAAAUAUUCAUUCCCCCUCGGGGAUUAUUAAAGUAUUUCGGAUUCUGA